Messenger RNA from Castor canadensis (American beaver), 7377 nucleotides. The record is from RefSeq and is a predicted model, not a curated record. NCBI's taxonomy places the organism in Eukaryota, Metazoa, Chordata, Mammalia, Rodentia, Castoridae.
AUGGCAAAGAAACUCAGUGUAUUGGAAAUCCUUCUGAUCAUCUUCAUCCUAAUUGUAUUGGCUGUAGAUAUCCUCUUGCUGCUUCUUGUGUUGGAGAAACCCUCAGAUUCUUCAUUUAUUCCAGAGUGCCCAGAGAUUCCUCAGUCAGAAAGGAUAGACUGCACACCUGGCCAGGUGGUGACAGAGGAAAUCUGCAGAUGGCAACAUAAAUGCUGCUGGAAGCCUGAUGCAGACACCAAUGUUCCUAGGUGCUUCUUCCCCAGGAACUGGGGUUAUGAAGUCCACAGUGGCCCUACAAAUACAAGCACAGGGUUUACUGCCCAGUUGAAAAAGUUGCCAUCCCCAUCUCUGUUUGGAAAUGAUGUCACUGAUACCCUCUUCACAGCUGAUUAUCAGACAUCCAAUCGCUUUCAUUUUAAGAUCACUGAUUUUAAUGCACUGCGCUAUGAAGUCCCUGAUGAAAUCAUGGAUCUGGCUCAAGAUACUGAUACUGCUUAUAAAUCCAAUGGGAGCUAUCACGUAGAAGUCACUCAUAAGCCCUUUAGCAUCAGAAUAAUGCGGAAAAGCAACAAUAGAGUCUUGUUGGACACAAGCAUUGGGCCCCUCCAGUUUGCCCAACAGUUCCUGCAGUUGUCUUUCCGACUGCCCAGCACCAAUGUGUAUGGGCUGGGAGAACACGUGCACGGGCAGUACAGACACAACACGGACUGGAAGACCUGGCCCAUCUUCACCAGGGACGCUAUCCCCACUGCGGGCAUGAUUAACUUGUAUGGAGCACAUACAUUUUUCUUGUGCCUUGAAGAUACCAGUGGGUCAUCUUUUGGAGUUUUUCUGAUGAAUAGUAAUGCCAUGGAGGUUGCCCUUCAGCCUGCUCCUGCGAUCACUUACCGCACGAUUGGGGGCAUUCUUGACUUUUAUGUGUUCCUGGGGAACACUCCAGAGGAAGUGGUUCAGGAAUAUCUGAAGCUUGUUGGACGACCAUUUUUACCUGCCUACUGGAGUCUUGGGUUCCAGCUUAGUCGCAGAGAUUAUGGUGGCAUUAAUGGAUUGAGAGAAGUUGUAACCCGAACUCGUGAAGCUGAGAUCCCAUAUGAUGUGCAAUAUUCAGACAUAGACUACAUGGAUAGAAAGAAGGAUUUCACUAUUGAUGAACAGGCUUACUCUGAGCUCUCAGAUUUUGUUCAGGACUUACACAACUAUGGACAGAAAUAUAUCAUUAUUACGAAUCCUGGCAUCUUCAAAGACACUAACUAUACCGCUUUUACCAGUGGAAGCAUGGAGAGAAUAUGGAUCUUGGAGAGCAGUGGCUUUGCUGUUGGGGAGGGAUAUCCGGGGGAGUCAGUCUUUCCUGACUUUAGCAACCCAAAGUGUACUGAUUGGUGGAAGGAGCAGUUUGCUGAAUUUCAUGAACGUCUGAAGUUUGAUGGAGUAUGGAUUGAAAUGGAUGAAUUAUCCAUCUUGCUCCAAGGUUCUGAUCAUAAGUGUGAAUCAAACUACUUGAACUUUCCUCCUUUUAUGCCUAAUACAAGCAUCUGCAUACCUAAUGACCUUUUCUCUUUGGAUGUCUUACGGGCCAUGGAGAAAAUCUUCCAUGAUAAAAGGAACUUUAUCUUAUCUCGUUCUACUUUUGCUGGAUCUGGCAAAUUUGCUGCUCAUUGGCUGGGGGACAAUGAGGCCACAUGGGAUGACCUCCGAUGGUCCAUUCCCAGUAUCCUUGAGUUCAACCUGUUUGGCAUUCCUAUGGUAGGUGCCAACAUCUGUGGCUAUGCAAAAAAUGUCACAGAGGAGCUCUGCAGAAGAUGGAUGCAACUUGGAGCAUUUUAUCCACUAUCAAGGAAUCACAAUGGGCCUGGGUAUAGGGAUCAGGAUCCUGCUGCCUUUGGUUUUGACUCUCUGCUGUUGAAUUCCUCCAGACAUUAUCUGAACAUCCGCUAUACCCUACUGCCCUACCUCUACACCCUCUUCUACCGAGCCCACACUCUGGGGGAGACGGUAGCAAGGCCCCUGGUUCAUGAGUUCUACCAGGACCCAGCCACAUGGGAAGUGCACGAGCAGUUCUUAUGGGGGCCUGGACUCCUCAUCACACCUGUUUUAUAUGAAGGUGUGGACCAAGUGACAGCAUACAUCCCAGAUGCCAUCUGGUAUGACUAUGAGACAGGAAUAGCCAUUGAAUGGAGGAAACAAUUUGUGGAUUUGUUACUUCCUGGCGAUAGGAUAGGGCUUCACCUUCGAGGCGGGUACAUAUUUCCCAUCCAGCAGCCAAACACAACCACAGAGACCAGCCGGAAGAAUUCCCUGGGACUCAUUGUCGCCUUGGACUAUAAGAGAGAAGCAAAGGGAGAGUUGUACUGGGACGAUGGUGUGUCUAAAGCUGCUGAAACUAACAAGACUUACAUUCUGUAUGAUUUCUCAGUUACUGCUAACCGUUUGCAGGCAAAAAUUACAAAUGAUAGCUAUAUGGAUCCUGACCACCUCCUGUUUACGGAUAUCACAAUCUUGGGGAUGGACAAGGAGCCAUCUAACUUCAUUGUCACAUCUAAUAAUGCUACCACUUCCAUUUCAAGUGUCGUCUACAGAGCCUCAACAAAGGUGGUGACCAUAACUGAUCUCAAGGGACUGGUACUAGGACAAGAAUUCUCUAUUGAGUGGAAUCUAGUGGUUAGUGACCUGGAGAAGUUCAAUUGCUACCCUGAGGAUCCUACUGCCACUGAGGAGAGUUGCAGGCAGCGGGGCUGCCUUUGGGAGCUUACAGCUACACCUGGUGUGCCCACCUGCUACUAUGACACUAUUGCCUCCUAUGCUGCCAGUAACAUUCAGUACCUGCCCAUGGGCAUCACAACGGACCUUGCCCUUCUGGCGGCCCCGACAUCUGUACGAGCAGCAGCUCCAUUGUCGUCACCAGCAGCAUCCACUGUUGUCUCUGAUCUUCUUUCUGGAAAGAUUAGCAACCUCAAACUGAGUGUGAUCUACCACACAGAGACCAUGCUGCAGGUCAAGAUCUAUGAUCCCAUUAAUAAAAGGUAUGAGGUUCCAGUACCUCUGAACAUGCCUUCUUUACCAGUUGGCACCUCUGAAAACUGCCUGUAUGAUGUCAAGAUUCAGACUAAUCCUUUUGGCAUCAAGAUCCAACGCAAAAGCUCCCACACUGUGAUCUGGGAUUCUCAGCUCCCUGGUUUCACCUUCGACGACAUGUUCCUUUCCAUUUCUACUCGCCUCCCCUCUCAAUACAUCUAUGGUUUUGGGGAAACUGAGCAUACAACUUUCAGAAGAAACAUGAGCUGGAACAUGUGGGGAAUGUUUGCUCGUGAUGAGCCACCAGCGUACAAGAAGAAUUCCUAUGGCGUUCAUCCCUACUAUAUGGCAUUGGAAGAGGAUGGCAGUGCCCAUGGGGUUCUUCUGCUGAACAGUAAUGCUAUGGAUGUGACACUUCAGCCCACUCCUGCUCUGACAUACCGCACUGUAGGAGGGAUUUUGGACUUUUAUAUGUUUUUGGGACCAACUCCUGAACUUGUAACUCAGCAAUACACUGAGUUGAUUGGUCGGCCAGCAAUGACUCCAUACUGGGCCUUGGGAUUCCAGCUGAGUCGAUAUGGAUACCAGAAUGAUAAUGAAAUCUCCAGUUUGUAUGAUGAAAUGGUGGCAGCCCGUAUUCCCUAUGAUGUGCAACAUGUAGACAUCGAUUACAUGAACCGGAAGCUGGACUUCACUCUCAGCUCUAGCUUUCAAAACCUCAGUCUCCUGAUUGAAGAAAUGAAGAAAAAUGGCAUGAGAUUUAUUCUCAGUCUGGACCCGGCCAUUUCUGGCAAUGAGACACACUAUCUCCCAUUCGCUAGAGGACAGGAAAACAAUGUGUUCAUCAAAUGGCCUGACACCAACGAUAUUGUCUGGGGAAAGGUUUGGUCAGAGCUGCCCAAUGUGAAUGUGGAUGAAUCUCUUGACCAGGAGACUCAGCUUAAGCUGUACAGGGCCCACGUGGCUUUUCCUGACUUCUUACGUAAUAGCACAGCUGUCUGGUGGAAGAAAGAGAUAGAAGAGCUACAUUCAAACCCUCGGGAGCCAGAGAAGAGCUUGAAGUUUGAUGGACUAUGGAUUGAUAUGAAUGAACCGUCAAACUUUGUGGAUGGAUCUGUUGAGGGUUGCCGAAAUGAAAUUCUUAAUAACCCAGCCUAUAUGCCAUACUUGGAAUCUAGAGGCAAAGGCCUCAGCAGCAAGACCCUGUGCAUGGAGAGUGAGCAGAUCCUGCCAGAUGGCUCCCUGGUGCAGCACUAUGAUGUGCACAGCCUGUACGGGUGGUCCCAGACCAGAGUCACCUACAAAGCCAUGCAGGAGGUGACAGGACAGCGAGGGAUCAUCAUUACCCGCUCCACAUUCCCCUCUUCUGGACGCUGGGGAGGACACUGGCUGGGAGACAACACAGCUGCGUGGGACCAGCUAGGGAAAUCUAUCAUUGGCAUGAUGGAGUUCAGUCUCUUUGGAAUAUCUUAUACAGGAGCAGAUAUCUGUGGGUUCUUUGGAAAUGCUGAGUAUGAGAUGUGUGCUCGCUGGAUGCAACUGGGGGCAUUUUAUCCAUUUUCCAGGAACCACAACAACAUUGGGACAAGGAGACAAGAUCCUGUGGCCUGGAAUUCAACCUUUGAGAUGUACUCAAGAAAAGCCCUGCAGACCAGAUACACCCUUCUGCCUUAUUUCUACACGCUGAUGCACAAAGCCCAUGCUGAAGGCAGCACUGUGGUCCGACCUCUUUUCCAUGAGUUUACAGAUGACAAUACAACGUGGGAUAUAGACCGCCAGUUCAUGUUGGGCCCUGCCAUCUUGAUCAGCCCUGUGCUGGAAAGUAACACCUUUGAGAUCAGUGCUUACUUCCCCAGAGGCUGGUGGUAUGACUGUAGCACAGAGUCUGGCCAAAAAUCAACAGGCAUGUGGAAAACCCUGAAGGCUCCUCUUGACCACAUCAACCUUCAUAUUAGAGGGGGUCAUAUCCUGCCCUGGCAACAACCUGCAAUCAAUACUUACUUCAGCCGACAAAAUUUUAUGGGAUUGACUGUUGCUUUGGAUGACAAUGGGAAGGCCGAAGGUCAGAUGUUCUGGGAUGAUGGACAAAGUAUCGAUACCUAUGAAAAUGAAAAUUAUUUUUUGGCUAACUUUAUAGCAGCUCAGAACAUCUUGCAAAUACAGGUCAUACACAAUAAGUAUUUGAGUCACUCAAAUCCACUGAAAGUUGGAUAUAUUAGAAUCUGGGGCAUGAACUCUUCUUAUGUGACACAAGUCUGUUUCACCUAUGACAAUCAGCAAUUCAUGGAGACCAAUUUCAAAAGUGACCCUUAUAAUCAGAUACUAACUAUUGAAUUGACUAACAAGAAUAUCAGCCUGGAAAGAUUAAGUGAGAUUAGUUGGGUUUAUGGUGAUCCUCCAGUUCCCACUUCAACUAUAGCAACUAACUAUCCCACAAAUUCUCCAUAUACUACUGAGGCUACUAGUGCUUAUACUAUUAUUAGCUCUGCCAGUACAAAUACUACUACCAACACUAAUACUACCCUUCUUGUCACAACCUCUCAUUAUGCAACACACACUACUGAUGUCACACCCACUGGGACUAUUCCUGAUGACACCACUCCUUUCUUUACAAAUACUACUACCAACACUAGUACUACUGUUCCUGUCACAACACCUCAUUAUGCAACACACACUACUGAUGUCACACCCACUGGGACUAUUCCUGAUGACACCACUCCUUUCUUUACAAAUACUAGUACCAACACUAAUACUACCAUUCCUGUCACAACACCUCAUUAUGCAACACACACUACUGAUGUCACACCCACUGGGACUAUUCCUGAUGACACCACUCCUUUCUUUACAAAUACUACUACCAACACUAAUACUACCCUUCUUGUCACAACCCCUCAGUAUGCAACACACACUACUGAUGUCACACCCACUGGGACUAUUCCUGAUGACACCACUCCUUUCUUUACAAAUACUACUACCAACACUAGUACUACUGUUCCUGUCACAACCCCUCAUUAUGCAACACACAUGACUGAUGUCACACCCACCAGGACUAUUCUUGAUUACACCACUCCUUUCUUUACAAAUGCUACUACCAACACUAGUACUACUGUUCCUGUCACAACACCUCAUUAUGCAACACACACUACUGAUGUCACACCCACUGGGACUAUUCCUGAUGACACCACUCCUUUCUUUACAAAUACUACUAUCAACACUAGUACUACUGUUCCUGUCACAACCCCUCAUUAUGCAACACACAUGACUGAUGUCACACCCACCGGGACUAUUCUUGAUUACACCACUCCUUUCUUUACAAAUACUACUACCAAUACUAGUACUACCCUUACUUAAUGUUGAUGUAGUACUGCUUUUCCCAAUGUAACAAUUCCUUCCAGUACAAAUACUACUAAUACCAGCAGUAGGACUAAUAAUUCUUUUGUAUCCCCUCCCUCUCAUAUAACUACUGAUGAUACUAACCCUGAUAAUACUCUUGCAAAUACAACUACUGUUACAAAGACCAAUGCUGCUUCUACUAGCAAUAGUUUUUCUGUUAUGAUUACUUCUUUCUCUGAAAAUACUGAUGCUAUGGACACUACUGUUGUUAUGGUAGUUACUUCUCCUAUAAGUACUGAUUAAUAAGUUAUUAAAAUUAGAAAUGAUUCUUCUAUUACAAAUCUGCUGUCCCCUACAACAUCUCGUGGUGACAGUACUAGUAAUACUAUUCCUUCUACAAAUACUUUUUUUGAUAAUAUUGCUCCUAUAGUGACUUCUUCUCCUUCUUCAAAUACUGAUUCCUUUCAUACAAGUCAUACUGUUCCUGUCAUGGCAACUGAUCACUGUACUCCUCUCAUAACUCCUAUUUGCUUCACUUCUAUUAUCAACUCUACUACUAUUUUCAGCAUGCUUCCAGCAAAUAAUAUGUCCACUACUGAUAUAGUUCCUAAUUUUACAACCUCCACUAUAAAUAUCACUAAUUUAAACACACUGGAUACAAAAAGUACAACAAUAUUAGAGGCCACCACUGUUACUACCAGCAUCAAAGACAUUACCAUGAGCCCAGAUAUAACAACUUUCACAGACAAGUUCACUACAUACACCAAAUCUACUGCCACAGAGCUUACAAGCACUUUCUCACCAGAAGGAACAACUACUUCCUCCAUCAAUGCCACUAAUACUAUGAUGCUAACUUCUGCAAAUAACUCCAGAUGCACAGGUAACAGCAUACACAUUUUUAUUCCAGAUGCCACAACAACCUCAGACACAGUAACAGCUGCUGUUCUAGAUAUGGAAAAUCACCAUCUGGUCAUAUCAAAUUCUACAGUCAGUUAUUUACCUAUUCUUGAAACUAGUGCUACACAGAUCUAA